CGCAGCGGUUUCUUAGCAGCAGCGGUUUCUUAGCAGCUUGUGAUCUCGAGUGGGUUUCUGCUCCGUGAACUUGUGCGGUCUUGCUGUAACCCUUUUAAGUCAGCUUUCAGUGAAAACAGUGACUUGUGGAAGAGCAACGAAAUGAAUCGAGGGUUAAUACUGAAGUUUGAAAAUCUGGUCCAGUUACACUGUGCUUGCAGACAGUUGCAUACUGUGUCGUACGGAAAGCUUUACAGAACACAAUGGAAGCCUGUGCAGUCAUCUACCUAUUCCAUAUGGUCCGUUCAUGUGUACCCACAGUUCUGGCAAACAGACAAAUUAAUCAGUGUGGCCUUAACACAUUACAGACAUCUAGCUACAAAGGAGGAGAAGAAAAAGAAUAGAAAGAAAUUACCCUUAACAAAAGGUGAAGUGGAGAUAAAGCAGAAAAUGACCGUUGAAGAACUUGCAAGAGCUAUGGGUAAAGACAUAGAUCAUAUUUAUGAAGCCCUGCUAUACACAGAUAUUGACUUUGAUUCACUAGAACCAGAUUCCAUCUUAUAUGAAGACUACAUCAAGUUAAUUGUUAAAAAAUCAGGAAUGAAGUAUAAAUCGGCAAAACUGAAAGAAGAAAAAGAAAAAGAAAAUACAGAUGCUGUGAAAAGGCCUCCUGCAGACCCAGCAGUCUUAGCCCCACGACCUGCAGUUGUUACUAUACUGGGCCAUGUUGAUCAUGGGAAGACAACUUUACUUGACAGUCUACGAAAAACUCAGGUGGCAUCAAUGGAGGCAGGAGGCAUUACACAACACAUUGGUGCUUUUUUGGUGCAUUUGCCUUCUGGGGAAAAGAUAACUUUUCUUGAUACUCCUGGACAUGCAGCUUUUUCAGCUAUGCGAGCGAGAGGUACCAACGUUACCGAUAUUGUCAUACUGGUUGUAGCAGCAGAAGAUGGAGUAAUGGAACAAACUAUAGAAUCCAUCCAACAUGCUAAAAAUGCAGGAGUUCCUCUUAUUCUUGCUAUUAACAAAUGUGACAAACCUGAAGCUGAUCCUGAAAGAGUGAAGAAGGAAUUGCUGGCUUACGAUGUGAUUUGUGAAGAACUUGGAGGUGAUGUUCAAACUGUAAAUAUUUCUGCACUCAAGGGUGAAAAUCUGAUGGUUUUAGCAGAGGCAACAGUUGCUUUAGCAGAGAUGUUAGAAUUGAAGGCAGAUCCCACAGGUCUGGUAGAGGGGACUGUAAUUGAGUCUCGGAAAGACAAAGGAAAAGGUCCAGUUACCACAGCCAUCAUCCAAAGAGGAACUCUGAAAAAAGGGUGCAUUCUAGUUGCAGGGAAGACCUGGGCAAAAGUGCGUUUCAUGUUUGAUGAGAAUGGCAAAGCUGUAGAUGCAGCCUCUCCAGGCAUACCUGUGGAAAUCAUGGGCUGGAAAGAAGUUCCUUCAGCAGGAGAUGAAAUCCUUGAAGUAGAAUCUGAGCAAAGGGCACAUGAAGUUGUGGCUUGGAGAAACUACAUUGAACAACAGGAGAAGAUGAAAAGGGAUUUGGAAGUUAUUGAAGCAAAGCAAAAGGAACACAGGACGGAGUAUGAGAAGAAGCAACAGAAGCUAGCCCAUCUGACCUGGAGACAGAGAAAGACAGCACUAUACAAGGCUAACAAACAUCUCAUGUUUUCAAAGCCAAAAGAGAGAACAGAGAUUGACAAAAAUGUACUAUCAGUAAUUGUUAAAGGUGAUGUAGAUGGAUCUGUUGAAGCUAUUCUAAACAUUCUGGACAGCUAUGAUGCUGACAGUGAAUGUAAACUGGAUAUCAUCCAUUUUGGAAUGGGAGAUAUCAGUGAAACUGAUAUAAGUCUUGCUGAAGCUUUUAAUGGUGUUGUAUAUGGAUUCAGUGUGAAAGCCAGUGAAACUAUUAAAAAGCUGGCUGCUAAGAAGGGAAUAAAAAUUAAACUUCACAAUGUUAUCUACAAACUUAUUGAAGAUGUGAAACAUGAGCUAAAUAGCAGAUUACCCCCAUCUGUGGUAGAAAAUACGAUAGGAGAAGCUUCUGUACUUGACACCUUCUCUGUAACAGUAGGAAAAAGUAAAGUUCCAGUAGCUGGGUGCAGAGUACACAAAGGGCAGCUAGACAAAAAGAUGAAAUUUAAGUUAAUCCGUAAGGGAGAUGUUAUUUGGAGAGGAUCCUUAUCAUCAUUGAAGCAUCAUAAAGCUGAUGUCCAGAUAAUAAAAACUGGUAUGGAUUGUGGCAUAAGUUUGGACAAGGAUAUAGAAUUCAAUGUUGGAGAUGAAAUUAUCUGUUACGAAGAAAAAGAAAUUGAACAGACAACUUCGUGGGAUCCAGGAUUUUGAAGUACAUUUGAAUACACUACACUAAAGGACAUGCAUUGUUCCUGGCUGGAGCAAUGGGUUAUAAACUCUUCACUUUAAGUGAAUUUAUUAAGCGGCUCAUAUGAAUCUUUAGACCUGAUAUUUAUAUAGUGUUGUUCUACUUUUAAAUCUUGUCAAUUACUGCCUUGGAGUAGAGGCUACACUGGAAGAAUUAACUGCAAAUACUUCAGAUGGGUAAAACUAUCAAGAUAAAUUUCUGGUGACUAUCAGAAAUCAUAAAUGCAAUGGUUCCAGCAUAGCUGAGCUGCUCCCCUGUAAUGCACCACUACCUUCAGUAAAGAAAGAAAAAGCUG
Molecule: messenger RNA, 2654 nt
Organism: Rhea pennata
Lineage: Eukaryota; Metazoa; Chordata; Aves; Rheiformes; Rheidae
Gene: MTIF2
Product: mitochondrial translational initiation factor 2
Exons: 14
Coding region: 142-2322 (726 amino acids)
Biological process (GO): translational initiation
Cellular component (GO): cytoplasm
Molecular function (GO): GTP binding; GTPase activity; translation initiation factor activity
Source: RefSeq, a predicted model, not a curated record